AUGGAAGCUGAAAAGAAAAGUGUACACGAGUUAAGAGAUGCUAUAUCACAAAAACAACAAAAACUAGGUGAAAUACAACAACAGCUAGUAUCAAAAAGGGAUAAACUAAAUCAUACAACAUCGACAAUAAGACAAUUACAGGAACAAAAAAAAGGACUCGAAAAAGAACAGCAAUUAAAACGACAAGAAUUAACUAAAUAUGACAAAUUAUAUCGAGAAAUGAGUACAAAAGUACAACAACAAGCAAAUAAAGUUUCAACAAUGAAAACAAAUUUAUCAAAAUUAACUAAUCGUGAACAAAAAUUAUUUGACAAUAUGAAACAAACAGAAUUUGAAUUAGACAAUAAACAAAAUGAAAUAAAACAAACUCAAACUCGAUUGAAUAAUGUUACUGCAUCGAUAAAUCAAUUACGUGAUCAGCAAACUGAUGCCGAAAAUAAAGUAGCCAAUUUAAAAAAAGAUCUUGAUAAUGUUAAUGAUAAAUUAAAAUCGAAUCGUGAUUCACUUAAUCGUUGUGAAAAAAAUUAUGAACAUACAAAAAAUUCUCUUUCGAAUAAUAAUGAAAAAUUUCAAACAAAUAUACAACUAAAAUCGGAUAUAGAACAAAAAAUCCAAAAUUAUGAAAAAAUAAAAGCAGAUAUUAAAAUACAUUUUUGCGAGAUAAAUACAAAAUUAGAAAAACAAACAGCUGAAUUAUAUAAAAAACAAUCAAAGAAAGAAGUAAAAAUAGAAAAUUCAUCAAUUUAUAAUCCGAAUAUGCCGAAAACAAGUGUGAAACUGGGUUAG
Molecule: messenger RNA, 786 nt
Organism: Didymodactylos carnosus
Lineage: Eukaryota; Metazoa; Rotifera; Eurotatoria; Philodinida; Philodinidae
Source: the annotation of a GenBank genome assembly